AUUAUAACCUCAUGAAUCUCUUCCUUGUUUUCCUUAGUUUUCAUGCCUUUUUGGGCACAUUACAAACUACUAGUUCUUCUUCUUCUAGCAAUAAUGGUACAGUUGUCUUUCAAGUUGGUGUGGUUCUUGAUUUGGACUCGGUAGUAGGUCGCAUGGGACUGAGCUGUUUGGAAAUGGCUCUCUCAGACUUCUAUUUGGUUCACAGUAAUUACAAAACCAGGAUGGUUCUUCAUGUUAGGGACUCUAAAGGCCAAGUCAUUGAUGCUGCUUCCGCUGCUCUUGAUUUGUUGAAAGAUAUAGAGGUGGAUGCAAUAGUUGGUCCCCAAAAAUCUUCGCAAGCCAAUUUUGUGAUGGAACUUGGAGACAGAGCUCAUGUGCCUAUCAUUUCUUUCUCUGCAACAAUUCCUUCUGUGCUUUUCCCAACUCCAUACUUUGUUCAAACAGCUCUUAGAGAUGACACUCAAGUUGGGGCCAUUGCUGCCAUUAUUGAAGCCUUCCAAUGGAAAGAAGUUGUCAUUAUUUAUGAAGACACAGACUAUGGGAAUGGAGUAGUUCCAUAUUUGUCAAAUGCAUUACAAGAUAUCGCCCGAAUUUCCUACACAAGCAUCAUUCCUCUUUCAGCUAGUGAUGAUUUUAUACUCAGUGAGUUAUCCAAGAUGAUGAGAAUGGAAACAAGGGUAUUCGUGGUGCACAUGACGCACUCUCUUGGCACACGCUUAUUUCUUACAGCUAAGGAAAUAGGAAUGCUGUCUGAGGGCUACGCAUGGAUCAUCACUGAUGGGCUAAUGGACCUACUCUACUCAAUGGAUUCUCGUGUCAUAGAAGCAAUGCAAGGUGUCUUGGGGGUAAAGCCUCGCAUUCCCAAAUCAGAAGAACUCAACUCUUUCACAUUUAGGUGGAAGAGGAAGUUUCUUCAGGAUAAUCCUACUAUCAAACAGGCUGAGAUAAGCAUUUUUGGGCUAUGGGCAUAUGACACUAUGUGGGCACUGGCUAUGGCAGCAGAGAAAAUUGGAUUUAGGGAGCCAAUCACUUUAGAGAAAAAUGCAAUGAAUUUGACAAACCUAUUUAGUUUUGGAAUCUCUCAAACAGGUCCUAAACUUCACAAAGCAAUGUUGGAGACAAGAUUUGAAGGGUUGAGUGGUGAGUUCUAUCUUGUUAAUGGACGAUUACAACCUUCGCCAUUCCAAAUAUUAAAUGUAGUUGGAAAGGGGGAGAGAGAGGUCGGAAUCUGGACACAAUCUCAUGGAAUUUCAAGGGAAUUCAACAUGAAUGCGGCAAAUUCUUCAUCAACUUUGAAGGAAAACUUUCGAGCAAUUAUAUGGCCUGGAGAAUCAACACAUGUACCGAAAGGUUGGGAAAUUCCAGUAAAUGGUAAGAAGCUAAGAAUUGGAGUCCCAGUAAAAGAUGGUUUUACUGAAUUUGUAAAGGUGGAAAUAGACUCUCAAUCCAACUCCACAACAUUCAGUGGAUAUUGUAUAGAAAUAUUUGAUUCUGUAAUAAAAGCAUUAUCAUACGAUGUGCCACAUGAGUACGUUCCCUUCAAGAAAGUUGAUGAUGAGAAUUAUUAUAAUGAUCUGGUAUACCAAGUUUAUCUUCAGCAGAAUUAUGAUGCUGCAGUAGGGGACAUUACAAUCACAACAAAUCGGUCGUUCUAUGUGGAUUUCACAUUGCCAUUUGCAGAUGGAGGGGUUUCCAUGAUAGUACCAAUUACAUAUGAGGACAAUAACAGUAAAUGGAUCUUCUUGAAACCGUUCAAUAUGGACCUGUGGCUAACAAGCAUAGCUUUCUUCAUCUUUACUGGAUUUACUGUUUGGGUUCUCGAACAUCGAAUAAAUAUUGCAUUUAGAGGUCCACCUUCCCAGCAUGUUGGCAUGAUCCUUUGGUUCCCCUUUUCAUCACUAGUAAAUGCACACAGAGAAAAAAUAGUAAGCAACUUGGCUAAGUUUGCUAUGGUGAUAUGGUUGUUUGUGGUGCUUAUAUUGAGCUCAAGCUACACUGCAAGCUUGUCAUCGAGAUUAACAUUGCAAAGGCUUCAACCAAUUGUGACCGAUGUGAACUCACUCAUAAAAAAUGGGGACUAUGUUGGGUACCAAUAUGGCUCUGUCGUUGGUGAUAUCUUGAAGGGAAUGAAGUUUAAUGAAUCCAAACUCAAGUCGUACAAAUCUCGUGAAGAUUGUCAUGAAGCUUUAUUAAAAGGAAGUAAAAAUAACGGCAUAUCAGCUUUUUUUGAUGUGGUGCCUCACAAUACGAUUUUUCUUUCCAAAUAUUGUGACAAAUACAUGGCAAUAGGGCCCCUCUAUCGAACAGAAGGAUUUGCAUUUGUUUUUCCUAAAGGGUCUCCUUUAGUUGCUGAUAUAUCUCGUGCAGUAAUUGCCAUAACAGAAGGUCGUAAGAUUUUGGACACUGAGCAACAUUGGUUAGGAAAUACCACAUGUCCAGAGCACAAUUCUUUCACCUCAAAUAGCUUAACUCUCCAAAGUUUCAUAGGCCUUUUCAUUAUUACUGGAUGUGUCACAGUUCUGUGCCUUAUUGUAUACAUAGUCAAGUACAUAUAUGGAAACAUAGAUCUUCUUAAAAGAAUAUGGAACUCUAGCACCACAACUUGGUCUAGAUUUUGUGCACUAUGCAGGCAUUUUGACCAAAGAGACCUCUCAUCCUAUCCUUUUAGCAAGAAGAGAGACAGGAUAGAUCAAGAUUUGGAACUUAAUGACAUUGGUGGAUCGUUUCAUUUUAGUGACGCUCCAAGCUUUUCAAGAAAUUCUAACUCCAAUGAAAUGGUUUCGCCAGUAGAAGAAGUAGAUGAUGCAAUUGAGGGUGUCAAUCCAAACUCAGAAGAUAUGGCUGUAGUGCAUAUUUGACAUCAACUGGCAUCUUUUAAUGCUUAGAUUUAACAAAAGGCGAAAAGGAAAGAAAGCAGUGUGACAACUCUCAAGGCAAGAAAAAGAAAAAAAAAAUUGUGCUCCAUGUAGACAUUGGUGUAGUUCUUGACUGCUACAUACCUAGUUGCUUUCAAUAUUUUGCAAAUGGUUUCGGUUAAUCUGGACUGUGAACCACUUGAUCUCCUUUGAAUUUAUCUCUUCCAAUUUCUUUUUCCAGGAUGCCCAAUUGUCGUAAUUUGCUUCUAUUGUGGCCUCCUUUUUUGCUUUAACAUUUUAGAAUAGGAAUGACUGUCGCAAAAAUAUAGACUAAUAGCUAUAAAUUUUUUGUUUGUUUUAAGGUUAGUACACCGUUAGUCCCCUAAUUACAA
Molecule: messenger RNA, 3247 nt
Organism: Camellia sinensis
Lineage: Eukaryota; Viridiplantae; Streptophyta; Magnoliopsida; Ericales; Theaceae
Product: glutamate receptor 2.7
Cellular component (GO): membrane
Molecular function (GO): ligand-gated monoatomic ion channel activity
Source: RefSeq, a predicted model, not a curated record